AUGUAUGGCCGGGACCUCUUUUUGCUACGCUGGUAUUCUCUCUGUCUGCUCCGCAGAUCAGCGUGUGUGAGCGGCAGGACACCGGCGCAUUGUAGCCACUGCAAGACUGUCCCGUUCACUAGUCGCCCCAGACCCGUGCUGGAGGAGGGCACGGUCUCUCAGCGUGCGUUUCGCGAGCCUUGUCCUGUGGGCUGCACCUCCACGCUGGCGCUCACUGCUUCCCAACCAGAGCCCGACAGCAAAGACACCUUCAUCAUGUUUCUGCAUGUGGACCUGCAGCCGUGGCAGCUGAAAUGCUCCAACCCUCAGGUCCAGCUGGUGUAUGGUUUGUGGUGUCGAUGGAGUCAGAUCUUCAGUGUGUUUGACCGGAUGCAGAGCAGAGGAGCUCAGAGAGCGUCAGCCGGAUUCCCAGAGUCCUCGGCGCCCCCCGCUGGACCCUCGUCACCCGUCCACAGCAGUGUGGGCACCAUCCCACCGGACACCAGCACCUACAGCCCGUCAGCUGACCUGGGCUCUCCUACAGAGGGGGAUUCGGCGCACACAGAGGAGCCAGCGGCCGGUGAGACCAUGACUCUGGAGCAGAAGACCUGCAGCAUCAGCAGCGCCAGCGGAAAACUGAGCGUCUGGAUGCAGUGGAUGCUGCCUAAACUCACACUCCAGCUGUUCUCCUGCGAGCCCAGGAACAAGGAGCUGUGUGUGAUGGCAGAGAUGGAGGACAUGAGUGCAUCUGUGGACGUUCAGGACGUUUAUACGAAGGUGAAGUGUAAAGUGGGCAGCUUCCACAUAGAUCACUACAGAAGCAGGCCUGCUGAGUGCUGGCUCUAUGACGGAGUGAUUCUGCAGUGCAAGGAGACGCCUGCGACGGCGGCGAAGGCUCUGGAGGUCUCGCACCAGCAGCACGGCUUCCUGUCAGUGACCUACACGCAGGCCGUGACGCGGAACGUACGGCACAAGCUGACGGCGCGUCAGGAGCGUGUGCCGGCGUCUCAGAGGCUGUGUGAGGAUGUGGCGGACGGGUCGCCGCAGUACCUGCACGAGAUCCUGCUCACGGCGCAACCCUUCGACCUGGUGCUGUCCUGCCCCCUGCUGGUGAUGGUGGCACGCGUCUUCAACGUGUACCCGCCGCCACACCUGCGUCCACCGAUCCGAGAGCGCGUGUCUGCCGGGCAGCCCAUGAGAGGACACUCGCUCUCGUCCAGCAGCCUGCCGCUCGUCUACCUCAACACCAGUGUGAUCCGGGUCUUCUGCCCUCUGGAGGACACGCAAAGCAGCACACAUUCACAGCUCAAGCACAGGAAGGAAGAUACGAUUGUGCUGAAGAUUGGAUCGGUGAGCGUCGCUCCUCAGGCUGAUAAUCCACUGCCACGCUCCGUCCUGCGCAAAUACAUCUACCAACGGGCGCUGAAUCUGGGCGUUCUGCGUGACCCGGGGUCAGAGGUCGAGGACCGUCAGUAUCAGAUUGACCUCCAGUGCAUCAAUGUGGGCACGGCUCACUGGGACGACCUGCGGCCGGAGCGCGAGGGCCCGACGAGCGGCUCUCCUGCAGAUGGUGAACGGAGUUCCCAGAAUCCCGCGCUGGAGUGGAACAUGGCCAGCAGCAUCCGCCGGCAGCAGGAGAAGCGAGUGAUCCUGUCUCCGAUCAUCACAGAUUUCUCUGUACGCAUCACAGCAGCUCCAGCUGUAAUUUACCGGAAGCCUCUGUCAGCGGAUCACGGCCCAGCCGAGGAAGUGGUGGUGUGCGGCCACAGUCUGGAGAUGAACGUGACGUCCAGCCUGGAGCUGUUUCUGAGCGCGGCUCAGGUUCAGUUACUGCAGCGGCUCCUGCAGACCAACCUGAGACUGAUGAGUGUGGACCAAACCACAGCAGACGUGUACGGUCAUCAGCCGCAGUCCGCGGUCUCGGGUUCGGUGGAGAGUUUGUGUGGCAGCAGCGCCCCCUGCGGGCAGGACAGCGGGUUCGGAAGCGACAGCGCUCGUGUGCGGAUCGUUCAGAUCGAGCGGCAGAGUGGCACGGGUCAGCACCGCCUCGCCCGGCCGUCGCAGCAGCCCACCAUCACCAAGAACCUCAGCUUCAUCCCAUUCGAUGUGUUCCUCACCGCCGGCCGCAUCUCUCUCAUGACGUACGCGACCGCACCUGCCGCCAAACCCCCCGCCGACGCCCCCCCGCAGCCGGGAAAGAGCGCGCUCGGCGUGCCCGAGGACGAGACGGUUCAGAGCGGGGGUCUGUCCUCGCUGACGGCUGACGAUCUGCUCAACGCAAACGCUGUGGGCGGGUCAUCGGGGGUCCUGGGGGGCCGCUCGUCUGCACGACAGGCUCUGGGCGUGACGGUGGUGAGACAGCCGGGCCGCAGAGGAGACAAGGACUGCAGCCUGCAGCCGAUGCUGUUCCUGCAGGUGACACAGCCGUCCGUCCUAAUCAGCUGCCACCACCGCAAGCAGAGGCUGGAGCUGUCGCUGUUCGACCUCACGCUGAAGGGAGUGGCCACCAACUACACGAGUCUGGAUGCAGGGAAGUCUCUCCCGGAGACACUAGACUACAGCGUGUUUUGGCUGCAGACGGUCGCAGGAGAGGCCGACAGCCGGACCGGCAUCCCCCCCCCACUGCUGUCUGUGGUCAUCAGAGACUUCCUCACUGGACCAGAGUUGAAGGUGGACAUCAGUCGGCCGGUGAGGGUCAGCCCCACUCUGGCUAAAAUUGAGCAGGCGAAGGUCUUCUGGACGAGGCUCUUUCCUGAGCGGGAGGGCGAGGCACAGCCCAGAACACCUGCAGGCUCCGCCCACCACGCCAGCGAAGCCCCGCCCACAGCCGACCUGCUCCUGUGCUCUCUGCAGUCGCCCGUUCCCUUCCACAAGAUCUCGCUACACACAGUGCAGAUGGUGGUCAGUGUGGAGAUGGAGGCGCAUGCGGCGCGGCCCAGUCUGACGCUGUCUGUGUCGGCCAUGACGGGUGCGCUGACGCUGAAGAACGCCAUCAAACCCGGAGAUGGCUUUAAGGAGGUCUGUCUGUCGGUUCAGUGUGAGGACGUGUUGGUGCGGACGGGUCUGAGGGACAGAAGUGCGGUGUUCGUGGGUCCGUUCUCCUGCAGUGCGGAUCUGGAGGCUCAUUGGUGCAGACACAGUGGACGCUCCGCCCCUGACUCACCUGGACCGCCGAGAGUGUUGAUUGAUCUGAAGGGAGGCCUGCUGCAGGUGUUUUGGGGGCAGCAGCAGUUUAACUGUUUGUCUGAGAUUCAAGAGCAGCUGCAGAACUACUGGAAUCAGAUGAGCAGAACGGAGGCGGAGUCUAAUGAGAAGCCCCUCCUCUCUACACCGCCUGCCACCCCUCGCCCCGCCCAAUCAGAACACUCCUCUGAUGACCUGCGCACAGGCCUCUUCCAGUACAUACAGGACUCAGCGUGUCAGAAGCUGCCGUCGCCUCAUGAGGUGGUGUUGGAGAGGAGGCGGACGGACGAGUCUCCAGGUGUGAUGCUGUGGCGGUAUCCUGAACCACGUGUGAUCACGUUCCUCAGGAUCACACCUGUUCCCUUCAACACCACUGACGACCCGGACAUCAGUACAGCCGACCUCGGGGACGUGCUGCAGGUGCCCUGCAGUCUGGAGUUCUGGGACGAGCUGCAGCGGGCGUUUGUGCCGUAUAGAGAGUUCAGCCUAUCAGAGAGCAGCGUGUGUGAGCUGACCCUGCCCACUCUGACCCCCGACACACACCAGACUGACCUGGUGACCUCUGACCUCUGGAGAGUGGUGCUCAACAGCACCAGUGACGGUGGAGAUGAGAGUUCGGACAGUGAAUCAGGUUCUCAGGUGCCUUGUGAGCAGCUGGUGUGUCCCACCGCUCUGGCCGCCUGUACGCGUGUGGACUCGUGUUUCGCACCGUGGUUUGUGCCAUCCGUGGGUGUCUCCAUACGACUGGCGUACCUGGAGCUGCACUUCUGUCACAACCUGGACCAGCUGGGCACAGCGCCGUGCCAGAAGCUCCGCCCCUUCCUCCCAGACAGGAAGUCGCCUCAGGAUCAGGAGUUUGCGGUGGUGUGUGUGCGUGAGCCGUGUGUGUUUGUGCGUCAGUGGAGUGACGUGAUGCAGUGCUGUCAUGAGCUCAGCUUCUCUUCCACGCUGAGCUGCAGACUGCUGGAGUACCGCAACCUGACGUACCGCUCCGUCAUUCAGCCGGUCAGCCUGCGGGGACACGCUACACACACACACACACGCUCACGGCGCACGCUGCACUGCGACACCACGCUCACGCCGCUGCACGCCGCCGCCGGCCAGUACGCCGUUCACACGCUGGACCGAGCGCUGCAGGCCUGGACACAGAACGGUGUGUUAGACGCGGAGGAAGUGGUUUUCAGUCAUUACGUCAUCUGCAACGACACACAGGAAGUUCUACGGUUCGGACAGGUGGACACAGAUGAGAGCAUCCUGCUGCAGAGCAACCAGAGUCACCAGUACAGCUGGAGAACCCACAAAUCCCCACAGCUGCUGCACAUCUGCAUGGAGGGCUGGGGGAACUGGCGCUGGGCCGAACCCUUCAGCGUCGACGACGCAGGGACUUUACUGAGAACCAUCCAACACAGAGGACAGACGGCACACAUCAUCAUCAGAGUCAGACAGCUCACAGGAGUCCAGAAACAAGUGAUCAUCUGUGGCAGGCAGGUGGUGUGUAGUUUCCUGCAUCAGUGUAUUGAGCUGCGUCUGGUGCAGCACUACACGGGUCAGGACGGUCAGGGUGGUCAGGACGGUCAGCCGGAGCUGCGCGAGCGCGUCACCCGUCUGGAGCCGGACAGCAAACUGGCCUCGUUUGUGCUGGAGGACGCGGAGCUGACGGAGCUGUGUGUGCGUGCCUGCGGUGAUGACGCCUGGUCACAGGACGUCUGUCUGGACCACAGCGACAGUCAAAGCAGCUCUGUGGUGCAGGUCCCCUGUUCUAAUGGAUCACUGCUGCAUGUCUGGUGCACACGAAUCCUGCUGGAGCCAAACACACACAUGCAGCAGAGAGUGGUUGUGUUCAGUCCUCUCUUCAUGAUGUGGAGUCACCUGCCGGAUCCGGUUCUGGUUCACGUGGAGAAGAGGAGUCUGGGUCACAGAGACACGCAGCUCAUUCAGGGCCGCGGCCACCAGGAGGCGCUGCUCAAUGUGGAGGAAGAUCUGACACACCACCUCACCUUCCAGGCCAGCGAGGAAGAGGACGCAUCUCAGUGUGCAGUUCCUGUGUCCACUGCUAUUAUCAAACAGAUCCUGAGCAGAGCAGAACAGAACCAGAACCAGAACCAGCAGGAUGUUCUAGAGCACUUCUACGGAGAGAAGACGUCCAGCGGUCCGGCGUGGCCCUACAGCAGCCGACAGACGGACAGGGGUGCGGUGGAGUCGGUGGCGCAGUGGGACAGUCCGAUGCAGGUGCGUCUGAGUGCGUGGCGCACGGGUCUGAACACGCUGCUGGUGGAGCUGCUGCCGUGGGCUCUUCUGGUGAACCGCUCACACUGGGACCUCUGGAUGUUUGAGGCCGAGAGCAUCAUAGUGCAGAUACCAGCCGGGAAAACCAUCGUACCGCCCAACUUUAAGGACGCGUUCCAGAUCGGCAUUUAUUGGCCGCACACUAACACGGUGCACAAGUCUCCUGCCGUGCGAUUGGUCCAUGAGGUGUCAUCGCCGCGGUGGCCGGAGGGGGGCGGGGCAGACGUCCUGCUGCUGGAUGAGGAGGGAUUCAUACAAACGGACAUCACACUCGGAACACAGCCGGGAAAACUCAAGCUUUGUCAGUUUUGUGUGUCAUCUUCAGUCAAAUACGGGAUUCAGGUUUUGCAGAUUGAGGAUAAAACCAUCCUGGUGAACAACACCACAAACACUAUCAAGUGUAGAGCUGUGAUUUCACAACACACAACCACAACUGAGCAGCCUCAUCACGUCCCUGAGUCGUCCAGCUUCACUCUGGGUCCCGCGGGUGCGGCCGGAGAUCAGGUGUGCGGUGCGGUGCCGUGUUGGGACGUCCUGCGGGAUGGUCAGACAGCAGAGGACAUGCAGCUGUUGUCGAAGCAGCUGCUGUUGAGUUUGGAGAGUGCAGAGGCGCAGUGGAGUCCUCCGGCCCUCGUGAGGACAGAUUUCCCCAGACAGCGUUCCUGUGCCGGUGGAGCCGGAUGCCGACUGGCCUUCAACACCAGGCCUCUGGCUCUGACCUGUCAGGAGCAUCUGGGCGUCACGUAUCUGACAGUGAGUGAGGAUCAGUGUCCACGCAUGCUGAUUCACAACCGCAGCCCCAAGAGCCUCUUACUGAAGGAGAACACCAGGGAGUCUGUGAGGUCAGAGGUGUUCAGCCGGACAGUUCCUGCUCUCUCGUCUGUCCAUCAUGAGUUGUUUCAUCAGGCCUCCAGCUUCCCUGAGUGCCGACAGAAAGAGACGCUGCCCACACUGCAGCUGCGCAUCAUCACAGACACGCCCCCCGGCCACUUAGCCACGCCCACCAGCCACACAGACACGCCCCCCUCACCAGGCUGGACUGAGGCUGAUAUCAGUAGUCCUGGAACACAGGUUGUUUUUCUUCCUGGUUUCGGCUGUUUGUACAUCGACGUUCUUCACCAGAGCGGCACCAUCACGCUGACGCUUGCACCAGAGAGCAGCGCGGGAGACAUCGUCACGAGUCACAGGCCGUCUGAUCAGAUGCUGUCCUUCAGGAUUCUGUUGAACGAGGCGAGUGUGGCGCUCUGUGAUGACAUCACCAGCCCAUCCAGUUCUGUGGAGCUGCUGCGUCUCACCGUCUCCAAACUGCUGCUCCAGCUGCCGCCCAACGAACCCUCGGCCGACGGCACCGACGCGCCGCCCGUCCACACCGUCCAGAUCCACUGCGCCGGCCUGCAGGUGGACAACCAGCUGUACGAGCGCGCCAGCUUCCACUUCCCCGUCAUCCUGUGCCAGGAGCCUCAGGGCGAGCCUGACCUCGCGCCGACCCCGCAGCACCUUCAGGAGUUCUGCGACGCCUGCUUCCUGUCCCUGAGGGUCACAUUAUCGUCCUACGGAGGUCUGGACCGCGUCGCCCUCCGCAUCAGACCGGCGCGCGUCUAUCUGGAGGACACCUUCAUCUACUACAUGAAGACGCUCUUCCACACCUACAUCCCAGAAUCCCUGGGUGGGCGGGGCUGCAGCGGAGGGGCGGAGCCUGCGGUCCCGCGGGAGGUGCUGGAGUUCACACACGCUCUGGUGACGCCGGUGCUGCUGCAGAAGCUGUCCAUCGAGCCGGUUCAUCUGCUGGUGAGCAUCCACGCCUCGCUCAAGCUCUACAUCGCCUCCGACCACACGCCGCUGUCCUUCUCUCUGUUCGAGCGCAGCCCCAUCUGCACCACACCGAGACAACUGGUGCACACACUCGCCAUGCACUACGCCGCCGGAGCACUCUUCAGAGCAGGUUGGGUCGUGGGCUCUCUGGAGAUUCUGGGCAGUCCGGCCAGUCUGGUGCGGAGUAUCGGGAACGGCGUGUCAGAUUUCUUCCGCUUGCCAUACGAGGGUUUGACUCGCGGGCCGGGAGCGUUUAUCAGCGGCGUGUCUAGAGGAACAAACUCCUUCAUCAAACACAUCUCUAAAGGUGAAACACACACACACACACACACUCAUGAUGUGUGAAUCACGAAUCUGGCCACAAGUCUGGCGCGGAACAUGGACCGUCUGUCACUGGACGACGAGCAUUACAUGAGACAAGAGGAGUGGAGGAGACAGUUACCUGAGACCCUGGGAGACGGACUGAGACAAGGCCUAUCGAGACUCGGCAUCAGCCUGCUGGGAGCGAUCGCAGGAAUCGUGGAUCAGCCCAUGCAGACGUUCACACGUACGCUGGAGUUGCCGAACUCUGCGAGCAGCGCGGCCCGCGGCGUGAUCUCAGGAGUGGGGAAAGGCAUUGUGGGAGUUUUCACCAAGCCAAUCGGAGGAGCAGCUGAGCUGGUGUCACAGACAGGAUACGGUCUGCUGCACGGCGCGGGUCUCUGGCAGCUUCCUAAACAGCUGCACCUGCCGACGGACACCAGAUCAGCCGACGCCUCCAACAGCCACGUCAAAUACGUCUGGAAGAUGCUGCAGUCUCUGGGCCGUCCGGAGCUGCACAUGGCUCUAGACGUGCGUAUGGUGAGUGGAUCGGGGCAGGAACACGCCGGCUGUCUGCUGCUGAGCGGAGAGGUUCUGUUCGUCGUCAGCGUGUGUGAAGACGCACAGCAGCAGGCCUUUCCCAUCACUGAGAUCCAGUGUCAACACGACACACACACGCCUGGAUGCAUCACACUCACACUGCAGCAGCACCGGAUCGCCAGUGACACUGAGGUGGACGGGCCUCGUGAGCGUCUCUCUGAGCUGCAGUACAGUCGGCUGGUGGAUUUUGUCACCGGAGCGUCUCAGUAAUUUCUCCGUCUCUGUCGUCCCUCCAUCAGCAGCCUUCCGUCACUCCUGCCGAGCCGCAGCCCCACUGUCUCCAAAACAUACCAGUAUCACGCCGACCCGGCCUUUACACGCGUGUUCGUCUGCAAGUUCAACAUGGUGAAAAACAAAGCGCUGCGCAUCGGCUUCCACUGAAAUCCAGACUUAUUUUUCAUGUUCUUGGUUAUUUAAAGAGUAAAACACUUUAUUAACGUCACUACAUCGGCCAGAGCUCGUCUCUGAUUGGCUGCUUCUGUAUGAAUGAGGCGGAUGUGAUGCUUUAAACCAAAAGGCCUUUUGUUUUGUAUUUUUAUAAGCAAUGCAAGAAAGAUGAUUUACUGUUUUUAUUUCAUUUGCUCCUGUAUUCAUGUCUAAUGAAAAAUGAGUGUCACUAUAUAAUGAAUCUGUUUUUUUGUUAAUAAAAUCUAACUGUA
Messenger RNA from Cyprinus carpio (common carp), 8819 nucleotides. It is a transcript of the gene vps13b, whose product is annotated as vacuolar protein sorting-associated protein 13B-like. Lineage: Eukaryota; Metazoa; Chordata; Actinopteri; Cypriniformes; Cyprinidae. The record is from RefSeq and is a predicted model, not a curated record.